AUGGAUGGCACUUUGUGGAGAUAUCAGAAGGUCACAAUAGCCUCGAAGAAAUGGGUGAAAAACACAGCCAAACUGUCAUGGGCAACGUCCCAAGUCAACUAUGGUACGCUGACCCUUACGGAUAGAGAAAAGAAGGUACAAAUUAAGCUGAGCAACACAUCCAAGUUUGAGACAAUGCCUGCUCAGUACAAAAACCGGGACCACACUUUCGAGGUGACAUGCAUGGAAGAGAAGGUGCACCUGCUGGCAGCGGAAGAUGAGGAUCGUUUAUUCCAGUGGGUCAGCAAGAUGCACGAUGUAGCAGGCUUGAGGAAAGACCACCUUUUUGGAGGAGGCGGGGGAGGAGGAGGAGGGGGCUGUGGAGGCGGAAAAUCAGAAAACCAAGGAGUAUUAGAAGUGGAGUCGGAGCUGCAGGACAAUCUUUUGUAUGAUUCUUAUGAUAAUAAAACCUUUCCAGUAGCAAUCAAAUCCUACAAUUUCACGGAACCGAUAACUCUCGGAGGAACUUACAACCUGCAGCUAGAUUCUAUGAAACUGUCCUUGAUAGAAGCUUCCACUGGGAAAAACAUCUUGUCAUGGCCGUACAGAUACCUUAGGCGGUAUGGACGAGAAACAAACUCAUUCUCAAUGGAAGUCGGUAGGAGAUGUACCUCAGGGGAGGGUUUGAUUCGGUUCAAUGUCGAGGAUGGAAACAAAGUGUUUGCUGCCAUUCAGGAGUUUGUUUCCGCAAUGACUGGUAGGAAUUUUUCUUCAUCAAGCACACCAACUACACCCACAACUGCUCCUCAAGCUCCACCUUCCUUUACUCCAGCUCCAACCGAGCCCAAAGCACCAGUAGCAAACCAAAUUGUAAAGACCCAGGGGGUAAAAGUUUUACCAACACCACGUGACAGAACACACUCUGCAGGGUCCCGUAACAUAGCUCCAAAGCCUGCUAACCGUACAAAAUAUUCCAAUCGCGGUGCGCAGUCAGUGGACGAUGUCAGCAGGAGCGAACCCAUCGAUCAGUGCUACUCCUCGGUUUCUGAUGAAGCAAUUGAUCUUGCGAAGAAGCUACCGUCUCCCAAAACACGGAAAGGUCCUCCAAUAGACUUUGAACCAGAACAGCAUUACGACGUGGCUUCUGAACCUACGCCAAAGCAGUGGCCUCAGAUGCAGAGAAGACAGACUGCAAAUGGCGAGAGCAAUGGGACCAAAGCUAUUCCAACAUCUAGGGUCUCUCACAGUUCUGGGGAUAAGUCUUCCUCCAAAGUAGACACUUUGAACAAUGAAAUGUCAGGUGUGGUCAUAGACGAUAAUGCAGACCCAGGUUUAUAUUCUACCUUGGAAACGCCCCCAGGAAUGGAUGGAGCAGCAGCAGCAGAUGCUUCACAGGUUUACUCAGAAGCAAGUGACCAUGACCACAUUUACGACCACCUUGCGCGACAGAAGCUUGGAAAUUCUUCCGCUGCCCCACGUCUUCCUCCCCCAAACACCAAACCUGCUGCCGUGUCUAAAGCUUCCGCUGCAUCUGCAGCAAAAUCAGCUCCACAAGAAGAAGAUGACAUGCUGUAUGACCACCUCAAUCGUGGCCAAACUGGAAGCGCUCAGCCUGGCAACAGUCCUGUAGGAGCAGUUCCUGAGGAUGCUUAUGAUAUUUUGAGCCUGGAUGCCCCUUCCGGUUCACCCACAGAGAGUGGCUACCUAGUCGGUACAUACCCGUCCUCAACGGUUCCAGAGGAGUCGGAAUAUGCAGAGGCAAAUGAUGCAAAUUUUAAUUAUGAUGAAAACCUGUACGAAGUUGCCUGAAGGUGAUCAAUUUUGAGAUCAUUAUGCAGUCUACAGCUGCAUCAAAUCUUCAGGCAUCUAUCGUACAAUGACAUAUUUUACUAACACCUAGAUAGAAGCAUGCUUUUUCAGCUAAAAUAAUUUUGAUUUUAUUUCCUUUUUUAAACACUACAUGUAUUUACUAUAUCUCAGGCUUUGAUUUUCUACUCCUGAUGAGAGAGUUGUAAUUAAAUGCAACUCCCAAACAUCAAUUGUAACUUCAUUUUUAUCCGUAAAGAGAUUCAUCUGAUUGGUAGAACUCAAAACAAAUUUUCAUCUUUUCACAAUCACUUUGGUUUUACCUUGUGAGCUUUCGCCUACUCGUUCUGCAGGCUUCUUCAGACUAUCCCUGACUCACCGUAGAUGGGGUUAUAUCGGCAGCGCAGCAUUCUGUGAGAAUGGGAAUUCUACUAUGUACAUUCCCAUGCUUGAUAUGAGUUGCAGUUACAUGUAAACUCUUUGUGCAAAUAAUUAUUUUCCUUUUUUUUCCUGCACCAACUAUUUUCCUCUCAAAAUAUUUGUAUAUUGGGGUUUGGAUAAAAGUUUAUUCUUAAAUUAAAGGCUACUCGAUUGUCAAACAGUAGCCUGAUUCAACUGUCAACUAAAUUCCAUCUUUCACUUUCUCUCUCGUUGUUUGCCUCCCCCCCCCCCCCCCAAAGUAUAAUUAUCCGUGGUUCAAUUGUACAGGAAAUACUGUUUGUGCUUCUGGCUUCCUCUGUGACUUAUCAUUUUAUACUCAGAGGAAAAAAGGACUUGAAAACUGGCCCUUGUUACACAUAGAUUAGCUAUUGAUGUUACAAUAGAGGAUAAAGGUUACAAUAUACAUGAUGAAUUGCACAUGAUGAUCAUUGCAAUCAAUUGAAACCGGGUCUAAGAUCAAACACCAUAUUUUGCAAUAUGAAGCCUUUUACCCUAAAAAUUAUUCCCUAAAUUUUUAUCAAUAGAUACUGGCCAGAAUCCUAAAAAACACUGACAAAUGACACCAUUCCAUGUUACUGGCAUGUUAUUUUGUUAAAGAUAUGAAAGGACAUUUCAGAAUUCUGCUAUAAUAUCAAAUUACUCUCAAACUCUAUGAAUAUACUUGUUUAUAGUAAUUCAAUACUCUGUUUUAAUCAGGUUCCGUGUUCUUCACUGUAAACAAGGAAUAUAUUGAUUUUUCAUUUAUUAGGGGAAUUACAGAAAUAUUUAUACAUGAUUGAAAACCUCUAUCUUACAACAGUAUUUAACACGUGUGUUCUGUUAGUUUUGUAGGUUUUGGUGAACAGUGCAGUAAUAAUUAUAAAUUAUAUAUAGUGGUCACAAAUGCCCAACUUGCAAUUUUUCCUUAAUAUUUUUGUAACUUCACAAUUAUUUUGUAUGGUUAAUCAAAAGAUCAACCACAGAAAAGAAAUCAUUCUAUAAACUCUUGUACAGUUAUACAUAUUUUAGUUCCAUGAUGGCACCGUAUAUUUGUACAUGUAUAUAGAAAAGUGCUUUCAUUAACAAUUUUCUACUUGCUACAAAAACAACACAACAAAAAAUUAUGUAGUCAAGAUUUUUUUUCUUCUAAUUCAGUACUACUUAUAUUUUAUAACUUUUGUUCAUAACUAUAAAUUUAUGCGCAAUAAUGAGAUAAAGUGCAUUUAACUGAAUCAGCAACUUCAAAUUGCUGUCAAUUAAUAAUGUCCAGGAUAAAGUUCAUAUUUUCCUGGACGAUUGUCAAAAUAUUUGCUUUCUCUUGAUAUUGUAUAAGCUCGGAAGCAACGCAUGUUUAGAUUGAGGUAAAAGAGAAAAUGGGAAAAAGUGCACAGUAAAAAACGCUGCCCCUUUAUUAUCUUUAUAGUACAUGUAGUGUGAAAAUGUAUCUGCUGGAACAGUACAGUGACACAAGCAUAAUAUAGAGGGAGCAUUCUAUUAAAAAGUUUAUAUUUCAUACAUGUUAUAAGAUACUCCUAAUAAUAGUAUACUGAGUAUAUAGUGAAUUAUGGUUUUAUGGAAUCAAAAUGUAAUAUGGAAUUUCAAUCAACAAAAGGACCAGUUGAUUUGAAUAAUCUGGAUGAGUCUCGAUAUAGAUAAAAUGAAAGAAAAAUAUAUAAUCUCUAAUCUUGCAAAGGCAAAUUGAUUAUUAAAUAUCAGACAUCUCGAGAAAAGUCA
This is a messenger RNA of Lytechinus pictus (painted urchin), 3939 nucleotides long. Its product is annotated as docking protein 2-like. The transcript has 3 exons. The coding region runs from base 1 to 1788 and encodes 595 amino acids. Gene Ontology annotation, cellular component: cytoplasm. Gene Ontology annotation, biological process: positive regulation of MAPK cascade; cell surface receptor protein tyrosine kinase signaling pathway; Ras protein signal transduction. NCBI's taxonomy places the organism in Eukaryota, Metazoa, Echinodermata, Echinoidea, Temnopleuroida, Toxopneustidae. The record is from RefSeq and is a predicted model, not a curated record.